This is a messenger RNA of Amborella trichopoda, 2498 nucleotides long. Its product is annotated as Haloacid dehalogenase-like hydrolase (HAD) superfamily protein. The record is from RefSeq and is a predicted model, not a curated record. Lineage: Eukaryota; Viridiplantae; Streptophyta; Magnoliopsida; Amborellales; Amborellaceae.
AAUCAGCCUGCAACUCUGUCUCUCUCUCUCUCACUCUCUCUCUCUCUCUCCUUCCUGUCUUUCUCUCUCUAUCUCUAAGUUUCUUGCCUUGCUGCCGCCGGCUGGCUGGCUGGCUGCCCUGGACCGUGCAUCAGCAACGACCGGCGGGGAUUCCACCAGGUUCUUCCGAAAACAGGAUUUGUUCUGAUCUUUUAAAAACUAUUUGUGUAUAAAUCCUGUAAAUAUACCCUUUUUUAACCCUUUUUUUUUGGGGAUUUAAGGGUGUAAAUUUGGUUAUAUAGCUAAACUGAGUCGUAGUGUUCAGAAUAGAUUGGUGUUUGGUUUCUUCUUUUUGCUCUGUAAAUUGAGCAGAGAUGUAUACGUUUUAGGGAAGAAAAGUUGAGAAAACAGGCCCCUUUUUGGGUUUUGGGGGAUUAUGGAAUCCUAAACUGUUUAGGUUGCAUCUAAAUACUUUGUUAUAAUGAAAUAAUUGAUUUUUAAGAAACAUGUUGUGAAAUAUUGGGUUAAGUUUGUACAUAAUUUGCAGUCUUUGCCUUUUUCUUUGUGGAAUAUUGGGCUUUGGGUAUUGUUCAAAAAGGGUUAUUCUUUGGAAUUCUGUUUGUAGGGAAUUGGUUGUGAAUUAAUAGAUAAUAGUGUUUUUUCUUAUUCAGAAAAGGUUGAACCAACUUUGUAGAGAGAGAGGAAAUCAUUGUAUAAGUUCCAAGAUCUCAAACCAUCUGUAAAUUUAAGGGCAAGAAUUGGGUUUCUGUGUUAUUUUUUUCCUUUUGCCUUGGGUUAGGUAUUGUAUAAAUUAAUCAAGAAAAUCAUACCCAUCUGUGAUUUGUUAAUCUAAUUGGAAGGAUAUGGUGGAUUUCUCCAUGGCUGCAACAACUUUAGUUGGUCAUGGUCCUUGGUUUCUCUCUCCUCAUGAUGGACGUGGGCCUCGGUUUCUCUCUCCUCUUGAUCGAACCAUCUUCUCUUGUCGAAAGCCUGAAUCAAGUUAUAACCGUAAACGACUUCUUCCCUCUGAAUUUAUGGGUCGAAGAAGCAUAUCGGAUGUUCAAUUUAUCGAGAAAGGCAGAAAAAGAGACUUUUUUUCUGUCUCUUUAACAAAAGCUCUUGCAAUGGAGCUGACAAAAGAGGCAUAUUCCUAUCGAGAAGGCAAGAAGCUUCCUGAAAAUAACUCCAAUUCUUUUAUAAAUACAACAUCCAGCCCUAGACUCUGGCCUCCACCGAAUAGAGCUGAUGACCCAUCACUGAAAAACCCAUUACUCAGGCAGCAUCGAAUGGGUUGUGGUUGGCUAGGGGUUAUUAUGGAAUGGGAGGGAGUUUUGAUCGAAGAUGACCCUGAUUUAGAGAGAAGAUCAUGGUUAAUUCUCUCUCAAGAAGAAGGCAAAAGUCCGCCUCCUGCUUUUAUUUUGCGGCGAAUUGAAGGGAUGAAGAAUGAGCAGGCAAUCUCUGAGGUUCUUUGCUGGUCUAGAGACCCUGUUGAGCUUCGAAGGUUAAGUUUGAGGAGAGAAAAAAUCUAUGAGGAAAUUCAAGGUGGGUUUUAUAGGCUGAGGCCUGGUUCACUAGAAUUUGUGAGGAAUUUGGGAAAAUAUGAGAUACCUAUGGCUCUGGUCUCUACUAGGCCAAGAGAAUUUGUUCAAAAGGCCAUGGAAGUUGUUGAGUUAGAAGGCAUUUUCAGUGUGGUUGUGGCAGCUGAGGAUGUUCAUAGAGGGAAACCCGACCCUGAAAUGUUUGUUUAUGCGGCUCAAGUAUUGAAUUUUAUCAACGAAAGAUGCAUAGUAUUUGGGAAUUCGAAUUCGAGUGUUGAGGCCGCUCAUGAUGCAUCCAUGAAAUGCAUAGCAGUUUCGGGCAAGCACCCCAUGUAUGAACUUGGGGCGGCUGAUUUAGUGGUGAGGAGAUUGGACGAGCUCUCUGUUGUGGAUUUGAAGAAUUUGGCUGAUCUCAACUCUUUGGAGUUUGGGAUACAAGAACCAGAGGUUGAAAUGGAAUUGCAGGAGGAUCCGUUUGCUCAGACUUCAGUCGCCGUUGAUGAUCUAUGGUAGUUAUCAACGGAAGUCUCUCUCUCACACACAAACACACACACACACAAUCAGGUACUUGAAGGUAGACCCAGGGCAUUGAUUUAUGAGAAGGGACACAAUGCAGUAGCUACAACAAGGAAAGCCACACACACAAAAGCUCAAAUUAGAGGAGGAAGAAACUAUGACAACCAGUCUGAAAAACCAAAGUCACGUAUAUGGAACAAAGAUUUCCUCUUUCUUAAUUGAACCAAGCAUCUCAAGAAUGGAUUAAGUUAAGAUGGCUCAUUGUUGUGUACUGGUGUUUCAUGGACUUCACUCUGUAAUAUGAUUAACGGAUAAAUGAUGAUAUGAAAUGGCGCCCUGGUGUAUGAUUAGUCGGUACGUCUCCAUUUGACGUACCUUUUUCAUAUUGUGUAUGUAAUAUAUGCAUUAUUCAGAUAGAUUCCGUAGUCUUUGAAAAUCGCAAAUGUGUAUAAUUUCUUUCUGUCA